This is a messenger RNA of Metarhizium robertsii ARSEF 23, 696 nucleotides long. RefSeq names its product Ribonuclease H-like protein. Gene Ontology annotation, molecular function: 3'-5'-RNA exonuclease activity; nucleic acid binding. The coding region runs from base 1 to 696 and encodes 231 amino acids. The transcript has 3 exons. The record is from RefSeq and is a predicted model, not a curated record. Lineage: Eukaryota; Fungi; Ascomycota; Sordariomycetes; Hypocreales; Clavicipitaceae. Gene Ontology annotation, cellular component: mitochondrion.
AUGGCACCCGGAGCCGGUGAUGCCCCGCCUUCGGGUGUAACGACGGAUGAUCCCCUUGUCUGGAUCGAUUGCGAGGUAAAGUUUUCCGAUCUUGUCUUGAUUUGGGGCCACGAAGCUUGCUCGCAGACUUGCGGCAAGGGGGCGGCAACCCUACCGGCUACAUGGCUGAACCCUGAUACGGAGGAGAUCAUGGAGAUAUAUUGCAUCAUCACAACGGGCAAUCUAGAAAUAAUAGAUCAAGAAGGGUACCACGCAGUCAUUCACUGUCCAGCCUCCCGAUUGGACCAGAUGGAUGAAUGGUGUACUCAAACACACGGCAACUCUGGUUUAACCGCCGCCGUCCUGGCAUCGUCGACCACACCCGAGCAAGCUGCCGAGGGGCUGUACAAUUACAUCACGAGAUUUAUACCCGAGAAGCGCAAAGCCCUACUGGCCGGGAAUAGCGUCCAUGCAGAUAGGGCGUUUCUGCGAAGGGAGCCUUAUGCCAAGGUCAUUGAUCACUUGCACUACCGCAUCUUGGACAUAAGUGCCAUCAAGGAGGCUGGCAGAAGAUGGUGUUCGCGGGAGAUUAUGGCUCAAGCACCGGCCAAGAAGGGAAGGCACCUGGCUAGAGAUGAUAUUCUAGAGAGUAUCGAAGAGGCCAGACCGCUGAUUAUGAGCCUGAAUUCAUCUACUGUCGUCAACGGGCCCAUCUAA